CGGGUGAGAGGUCAGACCGAAUUCCUAUUUUACACCGACCGCCUACCUCACCGCAGCAUCCCGGGACAAUGUGACCCAUCUGGUUCACCUUCAAUAGCUAGUUUGGACUGUUCAACGUGGAAAGCUGUGCCAGUAGAGUGCACCAGCUACGUCGUCUGGCUGCGGCAAAACAUCUCUGCACUUAGCAGCUGCACUGGGAGUGUCCUUCACCCCGUGUUUUUCUGAGCCAUGCGACAGUGGUGCCUACCAGCCGUGGCUCCACGCACUGAACCGCUCCCUACGGGCCGACUGUCUCCGCUCUCAGAUGCCAGGAUGGAGUGUUGUGAUGUGGAGCCUCGCUACACCAUAGAGCAGAUUGACCUCCUUCAGCGACUUAGACUUUCAGGCAUGACCAAACCGCAGAUCAUUCAGGCUCUAGACUCUUUGGAGCGGCUCGAUUCUGACCACCGAUCCCCCUCCUGCUGUGACAGCCACCCUGCCCCUCCCAGUGUUGUUACCAAUACAGCAACAGUUGCAUCUUCAUCAUCAUCAUCAUCUUCCUCUCUCACCUCCGCCACUACACAGACCCCGGUGAUUGAAGCCUCUCUGUCACCAAGCAACAGCUAUGAGGCCUCACCUCCACCCCUCUACCCCCCUAGUGGAGUACAGCGUUCAUUUAGCUAUGACCUGCCAGAGGAGGACUGGGACCUGGAGGAGAAGGUGGAGGAGUACAUGAGGAGAGAUAGCAACUUGGUGAAGGAGGAGAUCAAGGCCUUUUUGAAUAACCGGAGGAUCUCUCAGGCCAUUGUCGGACAGGUCACAGGCAUCAGCCAAAGCUACAUCUCCCAAUGGCUGCUGCAGCAGGGUUUGGAGAUGAGCGACUCAAAGCGCAGAGCCUUCUACCGGUGGUACCUGCUUGAGCGCAACAGCCCAGGAAUCAGGUGGAGCGAAAGCCAGCACAUGCAGACCCCUAGGAGCAGGAAUGAUGCCCCUUGGAGUAGGCAGAGGGAACUGCUGCUGCACCUGCUGCCAUGGUACUCUGCCCACCAGCAGGCUCAGACAGGAGCUACAUUGUCCAUGCGCUCCUUGGUGAAAGAAGAACCUGACUGGAGAAUGGGAGGUAGCCCUGGUGAUCGGGGAAUAAUGGGCGGGCCUUUCCGGCUGCGCAGAGGGAGUCGAUUUACAUGGAGGAAAGAGUGUCAGUCAAUCAUGGAGAGUUUCUUCAUGGAGAAUCAGUAUCCUGAUGAGGCUAAGAGAGAGGAGAUUGCCAAUGCCUGCAACUCUGUCAUCCAGAAACCAGGCUGCAAGCUGUCCGAGUUUGAGCGUGUUACAGCACUGAAGGUGUACAACUGGUUUGCUAAUCGCAGGAAGGAGAUGAAGAGACGAGCCAACAUUGAGGCAGCUAUCUUGGAAAGCCAUGGCAUAGAGGUGCCCAGCCCCAGCUGUCACUCAAAUGGGGAGGAUACAGAGCCACAGGAGUUUCCUGAGCAGCCUCAGCGUUUCACUGAACAGGAGGAGCUGGCUCAGAGGAAGGACACUGAACAAGAUGGAAGCUCAUUGACUGCUAUGGAGGUACCACCCCUCCCUAGUCCUUCCACCCAGCUGGUUGAUCAGAAGUUCGAGGAGUCCAAACGAGAGGCUGUAGAUGAGGAGUGACGAGGGGAAACCACUCCUUAGGACAGGACAGACCUCCUCAGUGGGACAUGGUUUGGUGAGAAGCCUAGCCAGGAGACCACACCAAAAUACUCUUGUGCCUCCAGUGGUAGGGAGGCCACUGUAUGUAACUACAGGAAUAAUGCUUAUAGUACUGGCAAUAUUUAUCUCUAUAUAUUGUGCAUUCCAAGGUCCUCAGACAGGGAGAGAAGCAGAUGUGGUGCAAACUGGUAAUCUCCACUUCUCCCUUUAAUCUAAAGCCUCACUCUCCUUACUAUUCUCUCACUGUUUUUAUGGUUUAGUGCUUUGUAUGUGCAUAAGGUAGAGCUGAGAACCUGCAGGACAGGUGUGUUAGUUGGGUUGAAGGGCCAUAUUACACACUGUAGAGCCGGGUGAUGGUCCCCUCACUUGAGGGUGAAGGUCAAAGGUUAUUGGUUGGUUGGCCCUGAAAGAAGAGCAACAACUCAGGAAAACUCAAGCGGAAAAUGUGGGGGAAAACAAGAAAGAAUUUAUGUCUCUCUGUGCAUUUAAUAUAAUUUUAACAAGUGGAAUCUUACAUCAUGGUGGCUUCCAGUGUUUUAUGGGCACUUCCUCACAUCUGAGUCAGUGUGCCAUAUAUGUUACUUUCUUUAAUUGUUUUAUAUAUCAGUAAGUUGACUGCUAUCUAGUUUUGUGCAUGAUAACCUUGAGCUAGCAGAAGCAUAUGCCAUUUUUUAUUUUAUUUUAUCAAGUAGAAACAGCCAACUCAGUACAGUCAUUAAUUAUGUUUACUGACUGCUAUGGGCUACCAAAAUUAUUUGAAUUUGUUUUUUUGUUUUUAUACAUAUAUGAUUGUAUUCUUAAGCACUUUCCAUCAUAAGCUAUAGUGCAGUAUAUACGACUAUACAAAGCUAUACUCUCACAUUAUAUAUUUCGCAUCUAAUGCUAUAUGCUGCUUUUACAUGCCGCUCAGCCUUUUUGGCCAGAAGCUGUUUCCUCACCUCAGCCCUUCUUAAGCCAAAGCUAUACUGAGGUGAAUAUGCACAGUUAAUACCUUUAUGGAACGGGGGAAAUUGUGGGGCUUAAUCAGAUGUUCAGAAGGCUUAAAUUAUCUUUAACAUCACAGUGAGAUAAAAUGAGAAUUGUGAUAAAAUCGGAAUUCUGUGCUCAUAGUUAUAACUCAUCUUUAUGCAGCACCUUGCCACCCCCCUUUGUCAGCAUUACCUAGUGAUGACACAAAAUAAAAACAUCUGUAAAGAAA
Messenger RNA from Alosa sapidissima (American shad), 2872 nucleotides. RefSeq lists its product as uncharacterized. The coding region runs from base 229 to 1635 and encodes 468 amino acids. The record is from RefSeq and is a predicted model, not a curated record. NCBI's taxonomy places the organism in Eukaryota, Metazoa, Chordata, Actinopteri, Clupeiformes, Clupeidae. Gene Ontology annotation, molecular function: double-stranded telomeric DNA binding. The transcript is spliced from 11 exons. Gene Ontology annotation, biological process: positive regulation of DNA-templated transcription. Gene Ontology annotation, cellular component: nucleus.